GUCUGGCCGAGUCUUCAUUUGUUGGACCCACACGUUUACAGCCAAACCUCAACAUGGUCCCACACGUUUACAGCCACCUCCAUGAUCAACCUUCAUCUUUAACCUCUCCAGAGCUCCAAUUCCGUUUCUGUUCGAUCUCACAAUGGCGACUCUCUCUUCCACCUUGGCUCUCUACUUCUCCUUCGCACUCCUCUGCUUCAAUCUAAUUUCAGCUUCCUUUUCUCCUCUCGAUCACUACCUCAUUAACUGUGGGUCCCCGGAACACACCACCGUUGACUUCGACCACCGCCGCUUCACCGGAGACGUUUCCGACUCAACGGCGUCGUUUCUCACCUCCACGGAAUCGAUUUCACUCGCUGACCCAAACCCGUGUCCUAAAUCUUCUCCAAUUUACCACACGGCUCGUGUUUUCACGCGCCCAUCUAAGUACAAGUUCGUAAUCAAGAACCCUGGUAUGCACUUGGUACGUCUUCAUUUCCGUCGAUUAAGAGGUAGUCUUGAUUUUAGUAAUGCUAAAUUUCAUGUCUUGGCAAAUGGGUUUGUGUUAUUUAACAGUUUAAGUGUGGAGAUGGGUAAGGGUUUUGAGAUAGUUAAGGAUUAUGUGAUUGGGGUUGAUUCAGAUGUGCUUGUUAUCACUUUUGUGCCGAGUGAGAAGUCGAAUUUUGCGUUUGUUAAUGCGAUUGAGGUUAUUUCUGCUCCUAAUGAUUUGAUUGCUGAUGUGGCUCAGCAUGUUAGUUUUGAUAAAAAUGAGCAAAUUCAUGGAUUAUUGAAGAAUGGGUUUGAAACUAUGUAUAGGGUUAAUGUUGGUGGUUGGAAAGUUACCCCUUUUAAUGAUUCGUUAUGGAGAACUUGGGUUACUGAUGAUGAGUACCUCAAGUCUGAUGAUGGUUCUUCAAAGGUUCACUUUGGUGGCCGUAUAAACUAUCAAGAAGGUGGGGCGAGCAGAGAGGUUGGUCCUGAUAAUGUUUAUAAUACUGCGCGAGUUAUUAGGAGUUCGGGUAAUUCAAUCCCCGAGUUGAAAAUGACAUGGACAUUUCCGGUGACCAAAGGGUAUAAGUACUUGGUUAGGAUGCACUUCUGUGAUAUAGCUAGUAUUGCGCGUGGUAUGCUAUUUUUCAAUGUUUAUGUGAACAACAAUUUGGCCUACGAAAACUUGGACCUUACUGAAGUAACAAAUAGGUUGCUGGCUUCCCCUUUCUAUGCUGAUUUUGUCGUUGAUGGAGAUAGUUCCGGUGUUUUGACUUUGAGUGUUGGGCCAUCAAAUAUGAGUCUUCCACAUGCUGUAGAUGCCAUUCUGAAUGGGGUUGAGAUCAUGAAGAUAAAUAAUUCUGUGGGUAGUUUUGAUGGUAAGAUUUGUGCACAUGCUGUCUUGAAGAGUUGGAAGAGGGGAAAUGGUAACGUCCUAUAUCCUAUGCUAGCUGCUGUCUUCAUGCUGCUGAUGGCAUUUGUGAUCAUGCAUCGGAGAAGAACUGGGGUUACAGACUCUGUGGCCUGGUGGAGGUUACCCACUGAAAUUCCUGAAGUUAAUCUGAAAUGUGGCAACCAACUGUCAUCUAAUAAGCUCUGAUGGUUCUGAAAUAAGAGUAAAAUGAUAUCUUAUUUUUCACUACUUCGAAACUUCUAAGGGUGCCUUUAGCACAAAGUCAAUUGUCUUGUACUGUAAGUAUUCAUAUUUGUGUAAUUAAAAGCAAAUAGUAGCUGUUCUAACAGGAUUGGUUAUUGAUUUCCACUAUUUGAUAUUUUCUAUGUGCUAUCGUUUGUUUUUUCAAUUUAAUAUUCAGAGAAUGAAGAAUCUGAAGGUAUUAUCUUCAAUAAGCUUGUCGAGAAACUCAUAUUCAA
Molecule: messenger RNA, 1839 nt
Organism: Solanum tuberosum (potato)
Lineage: Eukaryota; Viridiplantae; Streptophyta; Magnoliopsida; Solanales; Solanaceae
Product: probable receptor-like protein kinase At5g24010
Exons: 1
Coding region: 143-1567 (474 amino acids)
Biological process (GO): protein phosphorylation
Molecular function (GO): transmembrane receptor protein tyrosine kinase activity
Source: RefSeq, a predicted model, not a curated record